AUGGAUGGCAAGGGUCGGCAAUCAUCCGCCGGCAAGUUCUUUGGGCGACGGCACAAGGAGAAGGAUAAAGCUGGCAACGAGAGACCCGUCACCUCCACCACCGACAGCCCGCCGGGGAGCUCGUAUGGCUCGCAGUCUUCACGGCACUCCCAUAGACACAGCACCUCAGCCGCCUCAAUCGAUCGGCCUGUAUCCUUGGUAGCAGAGGGCAUCUUUGCGCGAGCCGGCCCCGUAUCAUCCAUUGACCCCCCGCGAGACGACACAGCACGAAUGGGCGAGCCGCUGCCACACCACCUCAACAAGGGCGGCGGAGACUUUCACCAGUACCCAGUCUUUACCGCGCCCUCGACGCCCCAGAAUGGGUAUAGCACUCCGCCGCCGCGCCCCCCACCGCACACGCACACGCAGACCAUUGCCUCGAGCCAACCUGGCGACCGCGGCGUGUCCACGCAGCAGUGGGGCACGCGAGAGCCCAACAGGAAUCCAAACUAUAGCUACUAUGCGGCAACAGACUCGUCCAACAACACGCGCGCCUCCUCGGACCAGGCGAGCAUCUACAGCAAUGACUCCAAGAGUCGCAGCAGCAAUAUCUUCUUCCCGCAGAAUCCUUCUCAGUCCACCUUUUCGUCAAUUGGCCUUGAUGCGGGGAGCUUGCUCCCCACGGCGGCCUCCACUCCCCGCGACUCGCACCGCCACAUGAUGCACCACAAUUCGUCGUCACCGUCCUCCUCGACUGCCUCGAUACAAAGACCACCAGACCAUGUUGUAGAGAAGGAGUUUAUGAAGCUCAUGGUGAAGCGGGGAUAUAAGAGCUUGCCCGAGCAGGCGCAACGCCAGAUGGAGGCAUACAAGAUUGAUAAGAAGUGGACAUUGGUCUACCAGGAUAAAUUGGCAGAGCUCAAGCAUGAAGAAAAGAAGCGCCAGACGCAGACGCAGCGGAUAACAUAUGGGGGUGGUGCGAACCCAGAUAUCUUGAUGCGGGCCGAAGAGGAGGGAUCGCCUGAGUGGUAUGUCAAGAAGGUCAUGGACAACUCGAUUACCAUAAAGCAAAUGUCGAGUCUGGAAAUCAGCUUAAGGACACAGCCAAUCGCUUGGGUCAGGGGCUUCAUCGAAGCGCAGGGCCAAAUCGCCCUCACGAAUGUGCUCACCAAGAUCAAUCGCAGGAAGGGGCAAGGGCCGGCUCCUCCACCCAGCGUUAUGGCGCAGAAGGCGGAGAACGACGUGGAGCGCGAGUACGAAAUCAUCAAAUGCUUGAAGGCGUUGAUGAACAACAAAUAUGGCGCAGAUAACGCCCUGCACCAUCCAUCCAUCAUUCAAGCGCUGUGCAGUUCUUUGAUAUCCCCACGCCUCAACACAAGAAAACUUGUCUCGGACGUCUUGACGUUUCUCUGCCAUUGGGGCGAAGGGUCUGGACACGAGAAGGUUCUCCAAGCGCUCGACAACCUCAAGGCGCAAUAUGGCGAAAGCAGUAGAUUCGAUGCCUGGAUGCGCAUGGUGGAAGUUACUGUCGACGGCCGCGGCAAGAUGGGCUCUAUGGUUGGCGCCUCAGACGAAGUACGCAGCGGAGGCAUUGGCGUGGAGAACUUGUUGAUGGAAUAUGCAAUCGCCACCCUCUUCCUCAUCAACAUGGUCGUGGACGCUCCAGAGCGAGACAUACAGCUCAGGAUGCACAUUCGUGCGCAGUUCACAGGAUGUGGCAUCAAGCGUAUUUUCAAGAAAAUGGAAGGUUUCCAGUACGAGGUCAUCGACAAGCAAAUUGAACGGUACAUGGCCAACGAGGCCAUUGACUACGAAGACUUCCUCGAAAAGGAGAACAGCUCCAUGGUAGAUAGCGUCGAAGGCGAAACCAAGGACUUAAACGAUCCCUCACAGAUCGCAGACGCUAUCAUGAACAAGAUUGCCGGUAGCAGGACGCAGGAUUAUUUUAUCUCGUCCAUGCAACACUUGCUGCUUAUGCGAGAUACUGAAGGCGAGGAUCGGCAGAGAAUGUUCCAGUUGGUGGAUCAGAUGCUGAGCUACGUGGCUAUGGACCGCAGAUUGCCAGACAUGGAUCUAAAGCAGAGCUUGAACUUUACUGUUCAGUCCCUGUUGGAUAAACUGUAUACCGAUUCCGAGGCCCGACAAGUGCGAGAUGAGGCGAUCGAAGCACGCCAAAUUGCCGACUCGGCGAUUGCUGAGCGCGAUGAAAUGAAAGCCCAACUCGAGCUCGGCGCAGAUGGCUUAGUUCAGAAACUGCAGAAACAGCUGGCUGAGCAAGAGCGCAUUAUCGAGCUCCGUGGUCGACAAGUCGAGCAGAUGAAGGCCGAGCUUGCAGAGGUGCAAAGAAUACGGGCGCAAGAGUUGCAACGUAAUGAAUUGGAGACUCGCGAGCUGUACUUGAUGCUUAGGGAUGCUCAAGAUGUUGCCGCGUCUGCAGCGAAGAAGUCAGGGAAGGAUGGACUGUCGACAACCGAUCCUGCGCAGAUGCAGGGCAUCAUGGAUCGCGAGCGAUUGAUGAACAGGCUCGAAAUUCAGCUGCAGAGAGCAAGGACGCAAGCUACGCUAGAGGGCAAAACGCUGCAGAUGCAGCCGAGCGAGAAGUUGAGGGAACUGAGAGAAAAGAUGGAGGGUGACAUGGCUGCUGGUAUGCAAGACCAAAGUUUCGGUGAUCUCGACACAAACAACUUCGGAUCAAUACGACGAGGGAAAAGUAGUAUACCACGCAGGAAACCGCUUCCUGGCCUCCCUGGCCAGAUCGGUGAAGAAGAUGUCAUGUCAGAAGAUGAUGAGGACAUGGUUAUCGAACAACCUCGUCUCAUAACCUUGCACAAGCCGAAGCUCAGCGCCUCGACAGCCAACGCUCUUCUGGGAGAGAUCGCCUCGAACGUCGAGCGAUAUGACGAUUCAGAUACAGAGGACGCUGGCGACGGCGUUACAACAGGACCUUCCCAUCCAAGCAUUGAUUCCGAUCCCAAGACGCCUGCAGAUGGCGAAGCCGCGAAGCCUGUUAUUCCUCCACCACCGCCACCUCCUCCCGGUGCACUCGGAUUUCCUGCUAAUAUACCUCCUCCACCGCCCAUGCCCGGCACUAAUGCUAAUAUCCCACCGCCUCCACCACCUCCUCCGCCAGGCAAGCUUGGGUUCGGUGGUCCGCCUGGAAUCCCUCCACCACCGCCCAUGCCUGGGGAUGACAGCAUGCCUCCGCCACCUCCUCCGCCACCAAUGCCUGGCGGGAAGCGCCCUGGCUUCAUGCCAAAAGCUCCUGGUUUCGCGCCAUCUGGUGCUGCUCUGUCAGGACCUCGGCCUAAGAAGAAGCUAAAGGCUCUCCAUUGGGAUAAGGUUGACCAGCCUUCGACGACUGUUUGGGCAACUCGAGGUCUCACCUCUGAAGAAAAGGAAGAGAAGUACCAGGAGCUUUCGAAGAAGGGUGUGCUCGAAGAGGUGGAAAAGCUCUUCAUGGCUAAAGAGAUCAAGGCCAUUGGCAAGAAGACUGGAAAGAAAGACGACAAGAAGCAGAUCAUAUCGCGUGACCUUAUGCACAACUUCCAAAUCAGCAUGGCCAAGUACUCGUCAUAUGCGGUUGAAGAUAUUGUAAAGAUGAUCAUCCACUGCGACAAGAAGAUCCUGGACGACACUGUAGUCAUGGACUUUUUGCAGAAGAACGACUUCUGCGACAUACCAGAUAACACUGCCAAGCUCAUGGCACCUUACUCGAAAGACUGGACUGGACCCAAUGCUGGUGAAAGUAAGCGCGAACAAGAUCCAAGCGAGCUUACACGAGAGGAUCAGAUCUUCCUUUACACCGCGUAUGAGCUACAUCCUUACUGGAAGAGUAGGAUGAGGGCCCUCGCGCUUACCCGCACCUAUGAAUCCGAGUACGACGAAAUCUCCAAUAAGCUUCUCGAAGUCUCGCGCGUAUCCGAGAGCCUACGUGAUUCGUCUGCCUUGAUCAGUGUCCUAGGACUCAUUCUCGAUAUUGGUAACUUCAUGAACGACGCCAACAAACAAGCAAACGGCUUCAAGUUGUCGACCCUAUCAAGGUUAGGCAUGCUGAAGGAUGACAAGAAUGAAUCUACCUUCGCCGAUCUUGUGGAACGCAUCGUUCGCAACCAAUACUCUGGUUGGGAAGGCUUCACCGACGAAAUCAGCGGCGUCAUCACUGCUCAAAAGAUCAAUGUCGAGCAACUCCAGACCGAUGCGAAGAAGUACAUUGACAACAUCAAGAAUAUUCAAAUGUCCCUUGACGCUGGUAAUCUGUCGGAUCCUAGUAAGUUUCACCCUGAGGAUAAGGUGUCUAUUACGGUACAGAGGAGUAUGAAGGAGGCGAGACGGAAGGCCGAACAGAUGGCCGUAUUUUUGGAGGAUAUGCAGAAGAGCUAUGAUGAUAUUAUGGCAUUCUACGGUGAGGAUCCUGCCGAUGAUAGCGCGAGGCGCGACUUUUUCGCCAAGUUGGCGAAUUUCGUGAUGGAGUGGAAGAGGUCCAGAGAGAAGAACACCGCCCUUGAAGACCAACACCGGCGCAACGAAAUCUCCAUGCGCCGCAAAGCCGCCCAAGUCCCCAAUCCACUCUCACCCAGCGCCCUUUCCUCAGAUUCGGACGCGCCCAAAUCACCCGCGUCCACCGGCGCUAUGGACGACCUGUUGCAGAAACUACGAGCGGCGAAACCCGAGGCAAGAGACCAACGGGAUCGUCGUCGUCGUGCAAGGUUAAAGGACAAGCACCAGGUACGCGUCGCAUCCGGGCAGAAGAUUCCCGAGAUUGGUGUAAACAUGGAAGAAGAAGGUGCCGGCGGGGAAGAGGAAGCAAGUAGCGAAGUCAAGGAGAAAGGUAUACUCUCACCUACCAGUGAGACUGCCGAGAGUGAAGCUAGUGCUGCAGGUGCGAUUACAAGUCCCGCAGGUACCGACGCAGAUGUUGCAGAUCGCGCGGCCGCCAUGCUAGAGGGUCUCCAAGGCGGCUCGUCCCUGAACAAAGACGGCAGUCUCAGUGUACGGCGCCGGCGAGAAAGCGCCGAUACGGAGCGCCAACGACGGCGGAACCGCAGGCAGCAGGCUAGUUCCACCAAGACCGAAGACGGCGCCCUCUUGAGCCCGUCGACCAUCCCCGAGGAACUCGAAUUCCCGGCCGACGAGGAUGAGAACGUCGCUAGAGGGCCUGAUACACCCGUCACCGUCGUCCAUCCACCUAGCCCCGAGCAAAAGGGAAGGGACUUGCCCACGCCGCCGCCGGAGGAACGGUUGUAA
This is a messenger RNA of Cucurbitaria berberidis CBS 394.84, 5223 nucleotides long. Its product is annotated as cytokinesis protein sepA. The transcript is spliced from 2 exons. The coding region runs from base 1 to 5223 and encodes 1740 amino acids. The record is from RefSeq and is a predicted model, not a curated record. Gene Ontology annotation, biological process: mitotic actomyosin contractile ring assembly; barbed-end actin filament capping; actin filament bundle assembly. Gene Ontology annotation, cellular component: mating projection tip; cell division site. NCBI's taxonomy places the organism in Eukaryota, Fungi, Ascomycota, Dothideomycetes, Pleosporales, Cucurbitariaceae. Gene Ontology annotation, molecular function: small GTPase binding; actin binding.